CAAUGUUAAUCCAAUAUCUAACUCUCUAUCUCUCUCUCUCUCUCUCUCUUUAUAUACAGCCUUUCAGCUGGCCAAUUCAAACUGCACUUGUCAACCCUUUUUUGAUCUCUCGGUCCUUCCUUUUCAUUUCCCAAUCUCUCUUUUUUUCUAUGUAAGUUAUAGCUAUUCCUUCUCUUAUAUCUUUAAGGACUGUCUCUUAACAUUUCAAGAACAUGGAUUGCUUGGUCUUGCCUGUUUCACUCUUGAGAAAGCGCUCCACAGGGUCCCGGCUAGGCUACCGGCCUUUAAAAGAUGAUGGGUUCUCGGAUUUUAACCCGCCAGUGACAGUUGUGGUUGGGAAAGAGAAGAGAGAGUUCUUGGUGGAUCCCUUUGUUUUGGAAGAGAGUCCUUUUCGAGUUCUGAUAGAAACAGUAACAAGUAAUGAUAUUAAAGAAGAAGAUGAUCAUCAUGCGAAGAGAAGAGAAAAUAGAGUGAUAUUUGUGGAUGUUGAUGCGAUUUUGUUUGAGCACAUGUUGUGGCUUAUGUAUAAUGAUUGUUCUUCUUUGUUUCAGCUCAAUCUCAAGGAGAUUAUUGACUUCUAUGCUCAAGAUUAUUAGAGAAUUAUGGAUAAACAGGAAGGUUUACUA
Messenger RNA from Hevea brasiliensis (rubber tree), 626 nucleotides. RefSeq lists its product as uncharacterized. The transcript has a single exon. The record is from RefSeq and is a predicted model, not a curated record. Bases 213 to 596 code for a protein of 127 amino acids. NCBI's taxonomy places the organism in Eukaryota, Viridiplantae, Streptophyta, Magnoliopsida, Malpighiales, Euphorbiaceae.